This is a messenger RNA of Penicilliopsis zonata CBS 506.65, 1072 nucleotides long. RefSeq lists its product as hypothetical. The record is from RefSeq and is a predicted model, not a curated record. NCBI's taxonomy places the organism in Eukaryota, Fungi, Ascomycota, Eurotiomycetes, Eurotiales, Aspergillaceae. Gene Ontology annotation, cellular component: fungal-type cell wall. Gene Ontology annotation, molecular function: structural constituent of cell wall. The coding region runs from base 447 to 914 and encodes 155 amino acids. The transcript has 3 exons.
GGGACCUAGUACUCAACGACACGAAAUACUCCGUACCGUUGUCUACGCGAGCUGUGGGUGAUCGUGCAGCUGAGAUUAAUAGUGCACUGCUGUGCCACUGUGAUUUUGUUCCUGCGUGUCUUUCCAGUGGCAGCUCUGCAGGGGUAGCUACAAUCGAGUCCGACGGCUGCCUGCAGCCCAACUCGAUAGUUCACGCAAGGGUUUCGUCUCAACAAAUCCAUUUACCAGCAUGAUCUCAGGACAGGGCACGGAGUAUAGGAGAUGAGCAGGCGGCGGCGAGAGGAUAAAUAGCUGCUUGUAUCCUCCCUUCCCAUCGAAUUUCUCACCCAGCACAAGUCAGCUUCAAGUCUCUCUCUUACACUCCCUCCAGUCUUUCAGACCAAUCACGCUCCCUUGCCAGUUUAUUAAUCUAAUUAAUAAUUCUAAUCCACCCUUAACAAGUCAAAAUGAAGUUCAUCCUUGCCGCUCUUGCCCUUGCCGCCUCCGUCGUGGCCCUGCCCAGCACCCCUUCGACCGCCACCAACAGCGGCAACGACCAGGGCAACGGCAGCGCCGAUGUGCGCUUCCCCAUCAAGGACAACAAGAUGACCGUCCAGCAGGCCCAGACCACCUGUGGCAGCCAGGCCUCGGUGGAGUGCUGCAACAAGGCCACCUACGCCGGGGACACCACCAGCUUCGACUACGGUCUCCUCGACGGCACCCUGAGCAGCCUCAUUGGCUCCGGCUCCGGUGCUCAGGGUCUGGGUCUCUUCAGCCAGUGCUCUUCUCUUGACGCCACCGUCAUCGGUGCCGACCAACUGCUCAACCAGAAGUGCAACCAGAACGUUGUCUGCUGCCAGAACUCCGGCGCUACUGCUAACAACGAUCUCGUCGGCGUCGCCGUUCCCUGCGUCGCCCUCGGCUCUGUCCUGUAAGCGCGUUAGCUUUCCACGAGUUAAUGCCGGAUGGUACGUCGUACAUAUGUACAUGACAAUGGCAAUGUACAGCUGAGCCCUCUCGUGUGGGAGGGGAUGUUCGCAAUGGUUUACCUGGUUCAGCGGUUACCUGUCUCUCCUUCUUUUUCUGUUCCUUC